This is a messenger RNA of Arachis ipaensis, 690 nucleotides long. Lineage: Eukaryota; Viridiplantae; Streptophyta; Magnoliopsida; Fabales; Fabaceae. The record is from RefSeq and is a predicted model, not a curated record.
AUGACUACCAUGAACGCUGUAGCUGAGGCAGUGCGUGAGGCUACAGUAGCAGCGGCUAGGACUCAUGUUCCAGAAGGUCAACACGUGGAGUUCGCUACUUAUAUGCUGGAAGGAGAAGUUGAGCAUUGGUGGCAGGGGAUACAGCGACUGUUGCAACAAGAUGAAGGUGAUAUUCCUUGGGAUACUUUUAAGGAUGAAUUUUAUAAGAAGUAUUUUCUGAGGGCAGCUCGUGACGCUAAGGAGAUGGAACUUAUGCAGCUGAAACAAGGUAAUACAACUAUUGCAGAAUAUGCCCGUAAGUUUGAUGACUUGUGCCGUUUCUCCAAGAUCUGCCAAGGGAAUCCUGCUGACUUUGAGGAUUGGAAGUGUUUAAAAUUUGAAGGAGGACUCCGAGAAGAACUAAUGAACUCCGUUGUUCCGCUAGAGAUAAGAAAUUUUGCUGAACUGGUGAAUAAAAGUAAACUAGUGGAAGAAUGUUCGAAGAAGGUGGCGAUAGCUCGAGCAAAUCGUAGGGAGGCCUCAAGAAGAGACUUUAUUCAUGAUCAAGCCCCUGAAGGUCGUAACUUUAAGGUCAAUGGUCAGUUCCAGCGCCAAAAUGGAAAUAAACGGAAUGGUAGCUUUCUUGCUUGUAACAAUGGCAACCACGACAACUAUAAUUUGGGAGAGGAAGAAGGAGGUCAAUCUCAGUAA